This is a messenger RNA of Trichomycterus rosablanca, 2341 nucleotides long. It is a transcript of the gene pias1b, whose product is annotated as protein inhibitor of activated STAT, 1b. The transcript is spliced from 14 exons. Gene Ontology annotation, molecular function: transcription coregulator activity; zinc ion binding; SUMO ligase activity. NCBI's taxonomy places the organism in Eukaryota, Metazoa, Chordata, Actinopteri, Siluriformes, Trichomycteridae. Gene Ontology annotation, biological process: regulation of transcription by RNA polymerase II; protein sumoylation. The record is from RefSeq and is a predicted model, not a curated record. Gene Ontology annotation, cellular component: chromatin. Bases 23 to 1945 code for a protein of 640 amino acids.
GUCUGCAGACAAGCUCAAGCAAAUGGUAAUGAGCUUGCGCGUCUCAGAACUGCAAGUGCUUUUGGGAUACGCUGGGCGCAACAAGCACGGGAGAAAGCACGAACUCUUGACCAAAGCACUCCAUUUGCUGAAAGCGGGCUGCAGCCCGGCUGUACAAAUGAAGAUCAAGGAGCUGUACCGCCGCCGUUUCCCCACAAAGAUGCUUUCCCCGACAGACCUUUCUCUCGCUGGGGUCCAUUCCACGACGGGCGCAACGCCCACAGGCUUGCCCGCCAGCCUAACCCAGCUGGGCUUCGACAGUCACGGGUCUCCCUCACCUCUACUGCCUGUCUCUUUACUGGGGCCUAAACACGAGCUGGGCCUUCCACACCUUCCCUCCGCUCUGCACCCCGUCCACCCAGACGUCAAGCUCCAGAGGCUGCCUUUCUACGACGUGCUGGAUGAACUGAUCAAGCCCACCAGCCUGGCCUCAGACAACAAUCAGAGGUUUCAAGAAACAUGCUUUGCAUUUGCAUUAACGCCUCAGCAAGUCCAACAGAUCAGCAGCUCGAUGGACCUCGCUGGGACCAAAUGUGACUUCUCUGUACAAGUUCAAUUAAGGUUUUGUUUAUCAGAGACAAGUUGUCCUCAGGAAGACCAUUUCCCACCAAACCUCUGUGUAAAAGUGAACGGAAAGCCCUGUAACCUCCCUGGUUAUCUUCCUCCAACUAAGAACGGAGUGGAGCCAAAGCGACCAAGCAGACCUAUCAACAUUACCUCCCUGGUCCGUUUAUCCACAACAGUCCCCAACACUAUUGUGGGAUCCUGGACGUCAGAAAUCGGCAGGAGUUACUCUAUGGCUGUGUACCUCGUCCGACAGCAGUCAUCCUCAAUCCUGCUACAGAGACUUCGGUCGAAAGGCAUCAGGAAUCCAGACCACUCCAGGGCACUCAUUAAAGAGAAAUUAACAGCAGACCCUGACAGUGAGAUUGCCACUACUAGUCUGAGAGUCUCACUCCUCUGUCCGCUGGGGAAGAUGCGGCUAAUGAUUCCGUGCCGUGCGCUGACCUGUUCACACCUGCAGUGCUUUGAUGCCACGCUCUACCUUCAAAUGAACGAGAAAAAACCCACGUGGGUGUGUCCAGUCUGUGACAAGAAGGCCCCAUACGAGCACCUCAUCAUUGACGGGUUAUUUAUGGAGAUCCUGAACAGCUGUGUAGAUUGUGAUGAGAUCCAGUUUAAGGAGGAUGGCAGCUGGGCCCCUAUGAUUUCCAAAAAGGUGGUGCAGGAGGUGUCUGCUACGUCCAAUGGCCUGGAUGGUUCAAGUCGACAGGUGGUGUCUGACCACAGAAACAGUUCUCAUAGCAGCAGUAGUAACAGUAAAAAAGUCGAAGUGAUUGACCUCACACUGGACAGCUCCUCGGAUGAUGAUAACGAUGACGAGCCUCCACUAAAACGAGCCUGUCCAUCUCUUUCACCCACUUCACCACCAGUCAGCAAAGGGGUAUUGAAUCUUCAUCAUCAAGCCUCGCCAGUGACGAGAGCUCCCAGCAUGCCAGCAGUGGAGCCAAACUACAUACCUCCCCCACCUCCUCUCAUUCAGGACUACCGCCAUUAUUAUCACGCAUCCAGUGACCUACCAGAUCUGAAUUUCUUUUCAUUUCUACAAGGAGAAAAUCAUCAGCAUUACAACAUGGUGAUGGCAGCGGCAGCCGCGGCAUCGGCCUCGGCAUCGGCGUCAGAUGAUCACGACCUCCUCCACUUCAUGCCCUACAACUCCUCCCAGCUCUACCUGGAUCAGGCGAACACAACGCAGAGCGGCAUGCUGGCACCACCCAACGGCAACGUCACCAGUAGCUCCAGCCUGCGGGACGGCCACGGGCACAGCAACGUCUCGCGGUCGCGAUCGGACACGGCCGCCUCCGUCAUUUACGGCUCCAUCCCCGACGUCAUCUCACUCGACUGAGCACACGGUAGCGUGCCAACUCAAAGACUGACACCAUCCAUGGGAGAUGAGAAGUAUAGUGAACAUAAGGAGAAACUUUUGUACAAAGAAAAAGAAGAAACGCUGUACAGAGAAUAAAUAUCUAUUUUCAGUUUUACUUUUGUAUAUAAACAAAGGGACGCUGCCUGCUCAGCGAGUGACUUCAGUUCAUAUUUUUUGGUGUGAUUACUGAAGAUAGUCGUUUUGGUCCCCCACUGCUCCGUGUGCUGUCCUUCGACUUGACUUUUUAUACUCUUUUGCUAUUUUAUUUCACCUCAGACGCUGGUUUCAGUCCCAGUGUGUUUGAUCUUUUAAAGGGGUCAGUAUGUUAUUUAAAUACACUUUCUCGUGCAGAUAAUUUAUGAGGCUUUUUUUUAA